AUGCUUCGCCUGAAUUAAAUUUGACAAGUCCUAAUGACUCUUCAAGGUUAGAGUACGAUACGAUGUGAAGGUGAGAUAUUUGGCUUUAUUGAAUAUUAACAAUACCUUUAUGGUUGCUUGAACAAUUACAUUGACUUGGAAAGUUGGUGGAAUCUGUAAAAUGUUUUAUAUACUAACAGAUAAAUGAACACAGGAGUUAUCCAUUAAUGUGUGUGACACUGCAGAGGAAUGAACUGUCCAUGGACCUUGAAGUGUCUUUGCCUGACUGACAUUAAAAUCACCCUCUUUCUGUCCACAGGGACAUUUUUUCUGCUGUCCUUUCCAUUUAUAGUCUAUAUGUGGAUGUGUGGAGUAACAUCUGACCUGAUGGUAGCAGACGCAGAGGGAAGGGGAGGAAGAAGAGCUGCUGGAAUGAGAGGAUGAAAUUGACUAUGAUGACAUCGUGUCAUUCAGUUUGUGAUGGAGUCUGCUAUUGGUGUGCUGGUGUCCCAGUUCAAGAAGUAUGCUGGCAGUGAUGGUUCCCCUAACACACUGAGCAGAGACGAGUUCCGCAGACUGGUCGCGUCAGAGCUCCGUAACUUUGUUAAAAAUGCUGCUGACCCUACUGCCACUGACCAGCUUAUGAGCUCAUUGGACAAGAACAAUGAUGGAGAGCUCAACUUCCUGGAGUUCUGGCAGCUGAUUGGGCAUCUUGCAAGCGAGCAUGGGGGAUUCAGCCAAUAGAAUGUCCUCAGAUACUCUCUUACAGUUGUAUAAUAUUUGUUAAUGACAUGUCUGUGUGCCAGUGAUAGUUUGUGUGUGACAGGGAAAAUCAGCCAAAUGGAAAACGCCCAAAAAAAUCGUUCUCAACUGCAUAAUGCUAUGUUUUUUAUCAGUAGCCUGCAUUUCUUUUCACCCCCGUUCUCUCACCAGCAGCUGCCAAACUGGCACAAACACACUGUCACAAAGUACUAUUGAAGAAGUUCAGCUAUAUUAGAGCCAGUCUUAUCUGUCUCCCAGCACACACACACACAAACACUCACAGCUGCUUGUGCUUACAGGUCUACAACACUGUUGAAAAAUGGAAAUGUAUUGUCUGAAAACUGAGAAUGUGUUUGUGUAAGCACUCUGUAUUCUUGGCUCCUCUAAUUUUUUUUUUUUUUUGGAAAACACACCUCUUUCCAGGACAUAGACAGGGGCGUGGUGUUGGUGGAGUAAGAUUUGAUGUUUCAUGCUGGUAAUAAAAUAAAAAUGAAGUGUAAAAAACAAAACAAAAAAGCAGGUCUUCAUUGUUAGUUUGUUCAAAAAGUUUCCUACCUAGUGAACGCUAUUGUUUACACAAGUGAAGUUUCAGGGUGUGGCAUCGAUACAUCUCUGUUGGGAAAGCUUUGAACACACACACACACGUACUUACACAUGAGCUCACGCUUGUUCCUACAUGUUGAGAAAGUGUGUCAGCAAAAAAAAAACGCAUAGAUGAAUAUUAAAAUAUAAACAGACAGGCUAUCGAACUGAAAAUAUAUAUUAAACAACAUCACAAAGACUCGUUCAGUUGUCUUGAUCAACGGAAAUGUUGCUGAAAGCUGCUGCUGUUGCUCAAGCUGCGCCUCUUUCCACAUUCCUUCUCUCCCAGGCACACGCCCUAUGGACAAUGAAAAAAAAAAAAAAGUUUGGCUGGAGUCAGAAGUUAAAUCACGGAAAAGAUAUGUGUUGCUGGUUAAUCUAGCCCAAAGGCUGAGGAGGAGGAUCAGUGAGGAAGAAGGAG
This is a messenger RNA of Thunnus maccoyii (southern bluefin tuna), 1744 nucleotides long. Its product is annotated as protein S100-A11-like. The transcript is spliced from 3 exons. Gene Ontology annotation, cellular component: perinuclear region of cytoplasm. Lineage: Eukaryota; Metazoa; Chordata; Actinopteri; Scombriformes; Scombridae. The record is from RefSeq and is a predicted model, not a curated record. Gene Ontology annotation, molecular function: calcium ion binding; transition metal ion binding. The coding region runs from base 460 to 723 and encodes 87 amino acids.